Messenger RNA from Pecten maximus, 1487 nucleotides. Its product is annotated as methionine adenosyltransferase 2 subunit beta-like. Lineage: Eukaryota; Metazoa; Mollusca; Bivalvia; Pectinida; Pectinidae. Gene Ontology annotation, cellular component: methionine adenosyltransferase complex. The transcript is spliced from 6 exons. The coding region runs from base 76 to 978 and encodes 300 amino acids. Gene Ontology annotation, molecular function: methionine adenosyltransferase regulator activity. The record is from RefSeq and is a predicted model, not a curated record. Gene Ontology annotation, biological process: S-adenosylmethionine biosynthetic process.
CUCUAACUGAACAUUUAGAUUUCCACCUGAAAGGUGAUAGUUCGAGGACAGGUACGACAUACAUUACAAGUUCCCAUGGCAAAGAAAGUUUUGAUAACUGGUGCAUCUGGUCUCUUGGGAAGGGCUGUAUACAAGGAAUUUCUUACUGAUGCAUCAUGGGAAGUGUUAGGGCUGGCAUUCUCCAGAGCAAGUGGAAAUCUGCGCAAAGUAGACAUAACAUCAAGUGAGGAAUUAACUAAAGUCUUUGAUGAUUUUAAGCCACAGAUAGUAAUACACUGUGCUGCCGAGCGUAAACCAGAUGUUGUGGAAAAACAACCAGAUGCCACACGGCAACUUAACAUUGAUGCAACUAGAAGAAUUUGUGAGUUAGCAGGGAAUAUUGGCGCAUGGGUAUUGUACAUAAGUACAGACUAUGUGUUUGAUGGGAAGAAUCCUCCGUACAAUGAGGAUGCCUCUACCAAUCCCCUCAACAAAUAUGGGAUCAGUAAACGGGAUGGUGAACUGGUCACUCUGGAGGUCUCCAAAGAUUAUAGUGUGCUUAGAGUACCUAUUCUAUAUGGAGAUGUGCAGGACCUCAGUGAGAGUGCCGUCACUUGUCUGUUUGAUAAGGUCAAGGACACAGGAAAUAGAUGUGUAAUGAAUGACUAUGAGAGGAGAUAUCCUACACAUUGUGCUGACAUUGGGGUUGUCAUCAGACAGUUGUCUGACAAGAAACUACAGGAUGCCAGUAGUAUAGGAGGGAUAUAUCAUUGGAGUGGCGAUGAAAACAUGACCAAAUAUGACAUGGCCAUUACUAUGGCAACAGCUCUUGGGAUUUCAACCAGUCACAUUGAGGCUGACAAAAAUCCUUCAGUUGGAGCAACAAGACCAUAUAAUGCACAUAUUGGAUGUAACAGAGUUGAGAGUUUAGGUUUUGGAAGAAGAACUCCUUUUAAGGAUGGGAUAGUUCCAGUGUUGUCUCCCUUCGUUGGAAAAUGAUGACUUCCAAACACUGUUGUAAAAUAUAUUCAGAUCAAAUAGGAAAAAAUGUUCAGACAAAAUGAAAGAAGAGGGAGAUGAUACUAACAUAUUGUUACCUUUUGUGUUCCUUUUAACAUUUCAAUUAUUUUGUAAAGUGCAAAAAAGUGCUGUGGAAAAAGGUUUUUUUAUCUUUUUUUUCUUCAUUAAUAGGAAAUCUGAUAAACCAGUUUUAAGGUAAAGUCAGCAUCAAUUAAUUUACAAUAUCUAAUUUUUCAGAUACAUUUAUAUAUAGGUUUUAGGUAUCCAGUAAUAUAUGUUUGUAGUGAAGAUUUAGAUAUUCUGUGGAAGUUGGUAAUUUACAUCUGAUCAGCUGGCUCUAUAUUAUGUACAGCAUUGUACACGUUACAAUGUAACAAUGUUUCCCGUUGUUUAUAUUACAUAUCAUGUGUAUAAUAUUGGUGAAGGCAAUUGUAUUGUUGGUUGAACAAAUCCCUGUCUUAUCAUUAAUAAAAUGUAUUAAAUCUUUA